AUGGAUGAUGAAUCUGGUCCAAGAAAUUUCAGGAAAAGAUCAUGGAACAACUACCAUGAAGAUCAACAACAUGUCAACUAUCAAGCUGGCGAAGAAUCCAAUAGCACAUGGUUGAAGCAAGCACAUCAAAACGAGGUUCCAUUAUCUUCGAGAGCAGGUUUGUUCCAGUCACUUAUGUAUGAAGCUGUUGGAAGGACUAUAAAUCCGGUGAAUGGAGCAGUGGGGCUUUUGUGGACUGGGAGGUGGCGGUUUUGUCAACUGGGUGUCGAGCAAGUUUUGAGAGGUAACGGUGGCGCGUUGACACCACUGCCGGAUCAUGAGAGUAGUGAAAAGGGAAGUAGUUCUAGACAUCAUCAAAAUCACCAACAAAAACUAAUGAUUGAAGAAAACAAGACACAGUCCGAGGAAUCGGAGUCGUUGACGUUGGGAAGUAGAACAGGAACUGAGAAUUAUUCAUAUGUUUAUGCUAAUUCUCAAACUCAAACUAAUCAACUUCUUAAACUGUUCUUAUGA
Vicia villosa (hairy vetch) is the source of this 513-nucleotide messenger RNA. Its product is annotated as LOB domain-containing protein 42-like. The transcript has 2 exons. Gene Ontology annotation, biological process: regulation of gene expression. The coding region runs from base 1 to 513 and encodes 170 amino acids. Lineage: Eukaryota; Viridiplantae; Streptophyta; Magnoliopsida; Fabales; Fabaceae. The record is from RefSeq and is a predicted model, not a curated record.